AAUAAAAGUUAUUGAACCCGGGAAUGUCGAAUUCUGAAAUUAGCUUUCUUCAACACCCAGGUAAACCCGCUAAGGAAAAAGAUAUAACGAGUGGCAACAAACAGUAUUUUUGACAUGUAUGACAAACCGAAUGCAACGUCACAACUUCUUCUUUUUGCUGAACCACCCAAUCUGAACGAGCUCUGUGUGGUCACAGCGAAAUUGAGCAAGCAGAUCGUGCAACAGUCGUCUGCUGUACAGCCCCAGAUACUCAAAUGCAGAGAAAUCAUCUUCACAGAACCAUCCAUUAUUGCCACUCCUGCAUAUGAUGUCAGCAAUGCAUUCCACAUUGUCAUGGAGCAAUCUCUCUAUAAGACUGGACGGUUACAGUCACGGUUCCAGAAAAUUGGUCUUGAGGUCAGCAAGCCCUACACUGGUGAGCCCUGCCAUGUACCAAGCAUGUCUGAGAUACACACUAGUGGCUAGGAUUGCUCCAAACUGGAACAAGACUGGUGAAUGGUUGAUUCAGGGUCGAGAUUUUUUAACAUCUAAUGGAUAUGUUAAUGCUGUGAAGCUUGAUAUAACAGUGAAUCAAGGGGAAAUGUACUUUUCACUGGAUGCCACGACUGUUAAGUUUCUGCCACUACAGGUUGAAGACCUGGAUAUAUAUGGAAAGUGUUAUAAGGAAUUCAUGGAGAAUCACCAUGCAGAAAUAGAUGAGUGUGCAAUCGGUUCCCCGUGGUCUCAUGUGCUCCCAAGCAUGAAGAAAGGAAAAGUUGUCGGCGUAACUAGAACUUUACCACAAAACGGGCCAUUCAAGUCAUACAAGGACCUCAAAAGACAUUGGAAAAACACUUAUGGUUAUCGUCUGCCAGACUCAGACGAUGGAGUCAUUUACUACCAGGUUCAUUUUCGACCUCUUGGAGGAAGAAUUUUUACAUAUCCUUCAUUUGACACAUUUUUAGUACACGCCAAUAUCUUUCCUAAAAGGAAAUUUUGUAGAAAUGUACAUACCUUAAAAUGA
Pecten maximus is the source of this 1003-nucleotide messenger RNA. RefSeq lists its product as uncharacterized. The transcript has 9 exons. The record is from RefSeq and is a predicted model, not a curated record. NCBI's taxonomy places the organism in Eukaryota, Metazoa, Mollusca, Bivalvia, Pectinida, Pectinidae. The coding region runs from base 305 to 1003 and encodes 232 amino acids.